CUUCGAUUCUUCCCGAAGAAGAAAAGAGAAAUUAAGAAAAAGGCACAGAGAAAAGGGGAGGGAAGGGAAACACCGAAAAGGAGAAAGGAAACUGGACAAAAAAGAUGUACUAAGAAGAAGAGGAAGAACAGGGAGGAGAAGAAGGAGUCGGCAAUUUCAGUAGCUGAUAUCAUAGGCAUCAAUCCGUUGGCAAGAGACCUGGAGUUCUGAAUGACAAUUGAACUGAAAACCUUUCGCUGAUAUUCUGGAGAUACAUUUUCAAAUGAGCAAUUUUUGUGCAUGAAUGAUCCAUGUUUUCUAAUUAGCAUGGACUCAGAUAAUCUUUUCAGAUACAGUUUGCCUGUUUCUGACACAAGACAUGCACUUGCUUCUUCCAGCUCUUCCUCUUUCCCAAAGUGGACGUAUGGUUCUUUGAAAGUCAGCUUUGGAAAUUCACCUGACUCACCUCUUUCAUCACCGUUUGAUGGUGACAGCCUUUCUGGUUUGAGCAACAGCCAGGAGCAGUACAGUACCCCUGAGAAUUUUUCUGUGAUUAGCCCUUCAUAUAAGUCGGCGUUGGAGAUAGAUAGUUUUCAGAGAUCAACAAAUACCCAAAGGAAUUUUCAGAUCCAUUCUGGAGGGAGUUCAUUCUCGCGUGAUGCUGGUAUAGGUUAUGGUUUAAGCAUGAGGGACAAGCUCCAGCAACUAGAGACUGCUCUGAUGGGUCCCGAUCGUGAAGAAGUGGAUGAUCAAAGUGCUGUUCCUGAUGCAAACAAGGGCCCAGAGAGUUCAAAGCGAACAAGGGAGUGGAGUGGAAAGUUUGCAUAUAGCUUACCGAAGGUUGAGCAAGAUGUAUGCACUGGUACUAAGUGCAGGAGAACAGAUCAAAUGACCCAGCAGCUAAAUGCAUUACAAAAUGUGUAUUUGCAGGAAGCCCCACAGGGAAAUGUGAAACAACUGUUAAUGCAAUGUGCAGAUGCUCUCUGGCAGAACAAUGAAGUUCAGUUUGACAGGCUGAUAGCAAAGGCGAGAACUGCUGUUUCUAUCAGUGGGGACCCAAUUCAGCGGUUGGGUGCUUACAUGAUAGAGGGUUUAGUUGCUCGUAAAGAGGCUUCUGGUUCCAACAUUUACAGAGCGUUAAGAUGUAAAGAGCCAGAGAGCAAAGACCUACUGUCAUACAUGCAUAUCCUUUACGAAAUAUGCCCCUACCUCAAGUUUGGAUACAUGGCUGCCAAUGGUGCCAUAGCUGAAGCAUUCAGAGAUGAGGACCGAGUUCAUAUAAUUGAUUUCCAGAUUGCACAAGGAACUCAAUGGAUCACCCUUUUACAGGCACUAGCUGCAAGACCGUCUGGUCCACCACAUGUUAGGAUAACUGGGAUUGAUGACCCUAUGUCAAAGUAUGCACGUGGUGAAGGUCUGGAAGCCGUGGGAAGGAGACUUGCAGCUAUUUCAGAGAAGUUUAAGAUUCCGGUGGUCUUCCACCCAGUGCCUGAGUUCAGCUCAGAUAUUAGGCCCGAGAUGCUGAAUAUCCAGCCAGGUGAAGCACUUGCUGUCAACUUCACUUUCCAGCUUCAUCACACGCCUGAUGAGAGUGUGGAUGUGAACAACCCCCGUGAUGGGCUAUUGAGAAUGGUCAAAUCUCUCUCCCCCAAGGUGACAACUCUUGUUGAACAGGAGUCAAAUACCAACACUGCUCCAUUCUUUGCAAGGUUCAUGGAAACUCUGGAUUACUAUUCUGCUAUGUUUGAGUCGAUUGAUGUAACAAUGCCAAGGAACAACAAGGACAGAAUUCAUGUCGAACAGCACUGCUUAGCGCGCGACAUUGUUAACAUCAUAGCAUGUGAAGGGAAGGAACGGGUGGAGAGACAUGAGCUGCUGGGCAAGUGGAGGUCCAGGCUGAGCAUGGCUGGAUUCAGGCCUCAUCCUCUGAGUUCCUACGUAAACUCUGUCAUAAGGGCCUUACUUAGAUCCUACUCAGAGCAUUACACCCUCUUGGAGAAAGAUGAAGCGCUUCUUCUUGGCUGGAAGAGCAGGAAUUUGGUUUCUGCAUCGGCGUGGUGCUAACAACGCAUGCUGGCAUAUAUCGACUUGUGUAUUGUUGUAUAUCUGAUGCAGUGUCGUUUUGUAAAGGACUUGUCACCUGUAAUUCUGGAUGCCUUAGGCAAUCGACAACGUCACAACGAUCAGAGAUUUUCUGAUAAGAAUCCCUCCUUUUGAUGCAUCGUCGUCGUUGCUAUAGAGAGCUUUCUUCUUGUAUCUUCUAAUAUGUCCACGAUUCCACAUGCUUUUCCUCCUUGAUCUUCUACUUUUCCUCUCUAUGCGUUUGUAGUCCAUAAGACAUUUCUGCAUGAUUUCGUUGUCUGAAGUCUUUGGUGAAGGUACUGAUCUUCUGCACCUGGAUUUGAAGAUUUGGAACUAUGAGUCAGAGCCAGAGGCUUGUAGCAUCGUCUAUCCUAGUACUUGGCAGCCCGUGGCUUCCUGACUCAAGGCGUACAUGAAUAUGCAACUUGAUUAAUAGUUUAGCUAUAAUAGCUUGAUACCUUUGGGGCAUAAAACAACCAUAAAGCUUGCGCCAGCCAGGCCGUAUUGCUCGCGUAUUUUCUGUAACAGCCGUUGUGCAGGGGUAGCAUGGGUGUACUGGUGGCCAACUCUGAAGUCUUUUUUUGUGUGCAUAAAAGAAGUACAAAUCCCUUCUGGGGUUGUUUUUCUCCUUCGGUUGAGACGUCCCGGUCACUGCCACUGGCGUUGCCCAGGCACCAUGUUACCAGCAAGUUCGAUGGAUAUUUUCGUUCAUCCGUCAUAUGCCAUUCCGAAUAAGGGAAACAAAUGGAUGGAGAAGGCACGUUGACACGGUGGCAAUUGAAGAAACAAGUUUAUGUGAGCGAAGAGGAAGAGGAGUGAAUAUAAGAAAAUGGAGCAAAUGUAUGGAGAAGGUGACAUUGGAAUGUUGGUGAUGGGAUUCGAAGCAGCAGGAGUGAAGAGAGAGUAUAUAAACGUGAAAAACCAAUCUUGGAAAGGAACGCGCGGCAGAGAGAACAAGACGUGCUGCGAGUUCGACAAAGAAGACAUGAAACCUAUAUCGUGCGUCCUCCUAGUUGUCCAUGACUUGAGGCAACGUAAUGAUCCCCGUCGCCAUGCCGUCCUCUGUUUCUAGCAAAAAAAAAGUUGAAUGAGGCAUCAAAACUCAUCUGCUGAACCCGCAAUAAAUCUGCAAUUUGAAUAUCGAAGGAAAAUGGUAACGCUUUUGCUGUUGCGAUGGGGUACCCCAUGGCCAUCUAAAAUCAAGCAGCGGAUGACGUACCCUGAGAUGGACAACAAAAAAACAGUAAUCGCACCACUGUUAAAAGAGAACUAGAUGGAAGGGAAAGAACUCAUAUCUAUUUUGGUCUAGUCUUGUCUGUUGGAUAGUGGCACUAUAUAUGCCCAGCUAUUCUUUGAUCUAGAGAAUAUCGAUGAUUUCUCUAGAGGGCGCCUCAUAGAAGCAAACCCGUAAUCUCUCUCUUCUUCCUCUUUUCUAUCUGUUUCAGGUGCCAUCUUCUUGAGCGAGAUGCCAGAUGAAAAGCUGCUGUGCAAAAACUAAGGACUGAACAUAGGUGAUGUUCGGCUGUAUUUUAUCCAAUAUUGUCUAACUCAUAUCUACAGAGAAGACCCUUCCGUAGAUGUUCCAAUUACCUUCCAUAAACAUGCGAAUGAAAAUAACACGUAGACACACUAUUGCGUUGCUGACUGUAGUAACAAAUCCAUAAUGUAUAUGAUAGUGGCGCUCGUCAGCAACGUUUAAGAACACUACUGUGCCAAGAAUGCUAUCAGCAGUUGAACUAUUUUAAAGCUACUGCAAAGCGACCAGGUGCUU
Messenger RNA from Nymphaea colorata (pocket water lily), 3832 nucleotides. RefSeq names its product scarecrow-like protein 21. The record is from RefSeq and is a predicted model, not a curated record. Gene Ontology annotation, cellular component: nucleus. NCBI's taxonomy places the organism in Eukaryota, Viridiplantae, Streptophyta, Magnoliopsida, Nymphaeales, Nymphaeaceae. The transcript is spliced from 2 exons. The coding region runs from base 280 to 2043 and encodes 587 amino acids. Gene Ontology annotation, biological process: regulation of DNA-templated transcription. Gene Ontology annotation, molecular function: sequence-specific DNA binding; DNA-binding transcription factor activity.